AUGUUAUCAAGUAUUUCUCGCCUUGGUCAUGUGAUGCGACGAGGUGAUAGAGAAAUUAAGGAUCUUAUUCAGAUCAAGAAGUUCUUAAAAGAGCAGCCAUAUGGUGUUUUAUGUCUAAAUGAUCAUGAUAAACCAUAUGGUAUCCCAUUAUGCUAUGGAUUCACAUGGGAUAAAGAUGAAAAGUUUCCUACAUUCUAUUUCCAUGGUGCUCAGAGUGGUCGCAAAAUUGGAGCGAUUAAAAAUAAUUCUGAUGCAUGCUUAACCAUCUCCAAACCACUCAAACUUGUAUAUUUUCCAGGCCGUCCACCAUGCACUGCAACAAUGAAUUAUGAAUCAGUCAUCGCUGAAGGAAAAGUCGAACUUUUGACACAUAAAGACGAAAUUAAAACAGCCUUGGACUCAAUAAUCACACAGUUUGAUAUUCCAUUAGGAAAGUAUAAGGAAGCUUCAUUGAAAAGAACUGCAGUUAUUAAAUUUAUCACAAACUCUCUCUCAAUGAAAAGAAAUACUGCAUUAGAGUAA
Molecule: messenger RNA, 522 nt
Organism: Trichomonas vaginalis G3
Lineage: Eukaryota; Parabasalia; Trichomonadida; Trichomonadidae
Product: 5-nitroimidazole antibiotic resistance protein
Exons: 1
Coding region: 1-522 (173 amino acids)
Source: RefSeq, a predicted model, not a curated record